This is a messenger RNA of Triticum turgidum subsp. durum (durum wheat), 1272 nucleotides long. Lineage: Eukaryota; Viridiplantae; Streptophyta; Magnoliopsida; Poales; Poaceae. The record is from the annotation of a GenBank genome assembly.
AUGCCAAUUUCGCUGCUCCUCUCCGCCCCCCUCCCCUGCCCGCCGCCGCCGCCGCCGCCGCUCCUCCGCCACGGCUGCCGGCGGGUCCCAACGCCCCUCCGCGUCUCCCUCCCGCCCCCGCCGCUCCGCGCGGCCCUCGCCGCCGCCAGUGGCGAUGCUGGCGGGCGGCGGCUCGUGGGGACGCGCUGCGCGCGGGCGGCCGCGGCGGUUGGGGUUCCAGGGGGAGGAGGCGAUGCUGGGAGUGGGGCUGGCACGGGGAUCACCGCGGCUGCGGCGGCCACCGUGGCGCUCGCGGUGAUGAACCGGGUGCUGUACAAGCUUGCCCUCGUGCCGAUGAAGAACUACCCCUUCUUCCUCGCCCAAGUUCUCACGUUUGGGUAUGUUGUAGUGUACUUCUCUAUUCUCUUCGUAAGAUAUCAGGCAGGUAUUGUCACUAAGGAAAUGCUAGCGCUUCCUAAAUCGCGCUUCAUGUUAAUUGGCUUACUAGAAGCAAUGGGUGUUGCGUCAGGCAUGGCUGCUGCAGCUAUGUUACCCGGGCCAUCUAUUCCAGUGUUGUCUCAGUCUUUUUUGGUAUGGCAGCUUAUUUUAUCAGUCAUCGUUUUGGGAAGGAAAUAUAGAGCAAACCAAAUUCUUGGAUGCUUGCUUGUUACAACUGGAGUAAUUCUAUCAGUAGUGAGUGGAGCAAAUGGUGGUUCAUCUCUGUCUGAUGUCAAGUUUUUUUGGCCAGCAGUUUUGAUGGCUUCAUCUGCAUGUCAAGCUGGUGCAUCUAUAAUCAAGGAAUUUGUUUUCAUUGAUGGUGCCAAACGCCUUGAGGGAAAACGGCCUGACAUAUUUGUGGUCAACUCUUUUGGGUCAGGAUUCCAGGCUCUUUUUGUUUUGCUACUCCUGCCGUUUCUCUCUAAUUUGAAAGGCAUUCCAUUGACUGAGCUCCCCGCAUAUGUAAACCGUGGUGCUGCAUGCUUUCUGAAUGUUGGUGGCAAUCUGAACGAUUGUCCUGGAGCCCCUUUGCUACCACUGCUCUUCAUAACCAUGAACAUGGCCUUCAACAUUUCUGUGCUAAAUCUGGUGAAGAUGUCUACAGCACUGGUUGCUUCGUUAACAGCAACAUUAGCAGUACCUCUUUCGAUAUACGUCCUGUCGCUUCCUCUGCCAUACAUGCCUGGAGGAACAAGUUUAAGCACCUCCUUUUUGGUCGGCGCUGCUGUCUUGGUGCUUGGGUUGCUCCUAUAUAACCUUCCUCAGAACUCAGCUGAUCAAGUGAAGACAGAGUGA